Pecten maximus is the source of this 6458-nucleotide messenger RNA. RefSeq lists its product as uncharacterized. NCBI's taxonomy places the organism in Eukaryota, Metazoa, Mollusca, Bivalvia, Pectinida, Pectinidae. The transcript has 17 exons. Gene Ontology annotation, biological process: lipid metabolic process. Gene Ontology annotation, molecular function: calcium ion binding. Bases 1207 to 3105 code for a protein of 632 amino acids. The record is from RefSeq and is a predicted model, not a curated record.
UGGUCAAAUGGGACUUAGCUCCAUCAACUGGAUUAAUACAGUUUCAUAAACACUGAUUAAUCGUUUGUUGUAAGAGAAGGACUGAGACAAAGUGAUCGCACAGGGAUGUCUGACUGAUGAAUUUGUCUGGUAUUGAUCGUCUCAGUAGAGUCACCAACAUUACCUGAUACAGGUAGAAGUCCUUGUCAUAAGACGAUAUGGUCAGGUUUCUAUCUGGACUGAAGGUGAUUCUGGUUCCGUCAGGUUUCUAUCUGGACCGAAGGCGAUUCUGGUUCCGUCAGGUUACUAUCCGGACUGAAGGUGAUACUGGUUCCGUCAGGUUUCUAUCUGGAUUGAAGGUGAUUCUGGUUCCGUCAUGUUUCUAUCUGGACUGAAGGUGAUACUGGUUCCGUCAGGUUUCUAUCCGGACUGAAGGUGAUACUGGUUCCGUCAGGUUUCUAUCUGGACCGAAGGUGAUCCUGGUUCCGUCAGGUUUCUAUCUGGACUGAAGGUGAUUCUGGUUCCGUCAGGUUUCUAUCUGGACUGAAGGUGAUCCUGGUUCCGUCAGGUUUCUAUCUGGACUGAAGGUGAUUCUGGUUCCGUCAGGUUUCUAUCUGGACUGAGAGUGAUACCGAUUCCGUCAGGUUUCUAUCCGGACUGAAGGUGAUUCUGGUUCCGUCAGGUUUCUAUCCGGACUGAAGGUGAUCCUGGUUCCGUCAGGUUUCUAUCCGGACUGAAGGUGAUUCUGGUUCCGUCAGGUUUCUAUCUGGACUGAAGGUGAUCCUGGUUCCGUCAGGUUUCUAUCUGGACUGAAGGUGAUACUGGUUCCGUCAGGUUACUAUCUGGACCGAAGGUGUUUCUGGUUCCGUCAGGUUUCUAUCCGGACUGAAGGUGAUACUGGUUCCGUCAGGUUUCUAUCUGGACUGAAGGUGAUUCUGGUUCCGUCAGCAGGUUUCCAUCCGACUUCAGACGACUGGAUAGGGUCCCAAUAGCGGAUCUCCAUCCGGACUAAAGGGAUUCUGGGUCCGCCAUCAGGUCUCAAUUCGCAUUAAACAAGAAUCUGUUCCCAUCAGCUGACUUCUGUCUAGACUAUAGGGUAUGUCCCCAACAGAAGCUCGGUAGUUUAACGAGUGGUGAGUCCGGUGGGUGUCAUCACCUGAUCUUCGCCGAGACGACUUACACGUGUCAGUGACUUCGAAUUAUCUUCACUGACGUGGAAAGUAAAACAUGGGGCAAAAUGAGUCUACGAUGGGUAAUGUUCUCAACUACCGGCGGCCUGACCCACAGGAAGUUGUGGAUAGAAAGCAUCCCGCCAAAAUGAAAUUACAGAAACAGCGCCACCGUCUGGUUAGCGAACGUUUGCACGAGAGCGAACGAGAAACUGAUCUUAAAAAUGGCGUCGGGUCGAACGGAUUGAAGGAUCAAGUGGACGGAAAAGGUUUUUCCACGAGGAAAAAAGUCAACACCACGGCCGUAAACAAACGAAAGCAAUAUCACAAAAUGCCCUCAAUACUUAAUGACUUGGAAGUUACUGCCAUGAAGGUGGAUAUACGAGAUCAUGAAUAUCCGUUCGAGAACUUGGUAUUCGAGGGAGGUGGUAACAAGGGGCUCGCCUACUGUGGUGCCGUCAGGGUCCUAGAAGAAAUAGGAGCCUUCUCAAAGAUCAAACGUUUAUCUGGGGCUAGUGCUGGCGCCAUGACAGCUGCUCUCCUUGCCGUUGGAUACAAUUCGUAUGAAAUAGAGGAGUUCUUGAGUCAAGACCUGUCGCACUAUUUCCUAGAUGCAUCCUUUGGAUAUUUUAGUCUGUUACCAAACUUGGUGAGAGGCUAUGGAUGGAACCCGGGAAAUCGAAUUUACGAAUGGUUCGGUACCGUUAUAAAGAAGAAAACAAACGACCCAGACAUAACAUUCGGAGAGCUUUAUCGUGACAAAAGGUUUAAUAAGGAGCUAUGCGUUGUUGUAACGAACCUGAACCACAUGUCGGAGGAAUAUUGCCAUCCCAAAACUACCCCGGAUAUGCCAAUACGAUUAGCAGUGCGCAUGUCCAUGUCGAUACCGGGUAUGUUCCAGGCCACGCAGUACACGGUGAAUGGUGAAACUAAUUUAUACGUAGAUGGAGGAGUUCUUUGUAAUUAUCCGGUCCAUUGCUUUGACGGUUGGUGGCUGUCUAUGAAACCAGGUGACAGCUUUCUACAAAAGCUACAACCAUUAGAAGAUUUACCACAGAAGCUUGCCAAAUCAGAGAGGUUCGGACAACCUGACGACAAAACGUUAGGAUUUCUGCUGUAUGCGGAUUCUGAACAUGAGAUGUUCCGUUUUCUCAUGGAACAAAGAAUAGGGACUCAUUUGGCUGAACUACCCGACACCAAACUUGCCAGAAAAAAGAAAGAAGAAAAGAAACAACAGGAGACGGUUCACAGAGAGCAUCGAAGAGUGACGAUAGCAGUAAACGAAUUCCUAAGGGUGCUACAGAAGCAUGAUAUGGACGGAGGUGGAACAAUCAACAAAACCGAGCUGGAGGCUGCGUUUGCUGACGACGAAUUUUCUGAGCAGAGCGCCGAAAUAUUAUUUGGAAACGAUUACGAUGUCCACAAAGCCUUUGAACUGUUAGAUGAGGAUGACGAUGGAGAGAUUGAGUACCAUGAGCUAAUCCACUUCGUAGAAAACACAGGAGUGUUUCUCCAACAGAGGUAUAUAGGCUACCAGCGAAAAAAUAUUGAUGGCCUCAUGUCAUUCUUUGACACGCUUCAAAGCGCACUUCUUACCAAUGUGAAGAGGAUAUUUGUACAGGACAAGGAUCUAGAUAGAACUGUUGGCAUUAAUACUGGCCACGUGGGCACAUCAGAUUUCAAAUUGGAGAAAGGAGAUCGAGACUUUGUGGUUGAGCAAGGACGCAGGAGUAUCACGUCCUUCCUGAAGUACUAUGCCGCCCAUCAUAAGAAUCAGACACGGCGGUCAGAAUCGUCUCAAUCUAGAGUGCUGGAGACCAAAAUAUCCGAGGAGUCUAGCGAAGGAGUGGCUGACAUAGACAGUAUACGAUUAAAUGGUGUCAAUGAUAAUGCAGGUGUAUUCGAUGAUGAAGACGAAGUUGACAACGAGAAGACACCAAUUUUGGAUGCAAGUUAAUCGAUUGAAUUCACUGGAAUCGACAGGCAUACAUCAACUCCCAAUUGAUGACAUGAUCGGGGAUCACUUCCCUUGUCUAAUGACCUCUUCCUCAUGCGGGAAAGGCACUGGUGCUUCGUUGGAAUCAUGAAAUGAAAUAUAGACGGUUUGUCUAAAACUUGUAUGUAAAUCGUAUGUGAUAUUAGUCUAUAAUAUACAUGAAGCUUGAUGUACAUGUACAUGUUACAGUGUUUGGAAUUGAAGGGUAUAAGCUACCUUACAUACAUGGAACAAUCAUCGCAUAGCCUUCUCGCGGUAUUAAUUAAUUGUAUGAUUUUUAAAUAACAGUGUGUUACGUGCUCAAUCAAUAAGCCAUUAAAUCAAGUAAAAGCAGAUAUGGAAGUUUUCAUAUCUUAAGUAUGGCAUAUUUAUUAGAAAACAAUCAAUGUCCAUGUAAGGUAAGGUAGCAUACAUCCAUAAGCUGAUUUGAGAAUACCUAAUGCGGAAUACAUAUUAAAACACGAAUCAUAUACAGCACUGGCAAUGUAUGAUAUUUGCAGAAAAGGCUGACUCCCAGGAUGGAGUUGUAAAUCUAGAAUUGAACAAUUGGAUGUACACCUUUACUUGCCUAGUGCGUCUGCUAUUAGUCUUUAUUAUGAUUAUUGUAAGUAGAAAUGUCAGUAUUUUCUAUAGAAAUCGAUUUACUGAUGUAUAUUGAAAGGUGUUAUGUGACACAUUUGUAUAAGACUGUGUAGUACGUAGAGUAUUGUUUACCAUUAGACUACCUUUUGUAGACUAACAACUUUUAAUUUUUAACUAUAUAUACACCUGUGAGUCCCGGAGAUUGCGUGAUUUAGAUUUUGUUCGUCACAUAAUGAUAUUUCAUUUUAACUGUAUCUUGCAUGUAGCGAGCAUUUUCAUCAGCUUAAACAUACAUUAUCAUCCCAUGACGUAAAAAAUAACUUCGUAGUUUAUAACACCGCUGAUAUAGCGGCGUUCUGAUUUCUAAGAGAAUGGAGUUUAUCAAUAAAAAAAGGUAUUCCGCAUGAUUGUGUAUUUUAAAUCAAAUUAUAAGGAUUUAGUUAAUAAUAGUUCUUUGUUUUGGUUUAUUCAGCGUACAAUCCGAUUUUGUGUUAUAUCUCCACAACAUAAAAAAAUAUAUUCAAGUUGGUCCUUAGACAAAUCGUAUGCGUUAAAAUCAUAAAGGAGAUAUUAUCUUAAAGCACAAAAACAUUUUGUGUGAUUCAAUAUCUUUCGCAAUAUUAGUAUAUGUAAGUGUAAGGAAAUCGUUCUGAAUUUAUGUGUAGCCUAUAUCUAAAUUUUGUAGAAAAAAAAGGACUGAGAACAUACAAUUUCUUCAUGAUUCUGUAGUAGUUUGUAAGGUUACACUUUUCGCUAUUUCCGUGGAUAUAAUGCAAUCUUAAUAGCAUACGUAUGGCAUAUUCAGCCGCAAAUCAAAUCAUUUAAGUAUAAUACCCACCUAAUCAAAAUUUCACUAUGUGUCAUAUUAAUCAUACGGUUAAUUUAAGUGAUAUAAUAUUAUUCACUAAUGGAACAUACGAAAUAUGUUUCAUUUAAAAUAUCUAUCUUAAAUUUUGUAUUUUCUACAUUUUCAGUACAUAUAUUGUAAAUUUUCAUAAACUAAUAAUUAUCUGCAUAAUUUCUCAUUUCUCAUUCCAUCUUCUUUUUUUGUUUUUGUUUUGUUUUUUAUUUGGAAUAUAUUGAUCGGAAUAAAAUGUUUCCAGUUUUCUGUAGUGUAUACAUUAUUGAUAGCACAUUUACGUCUAUAUGUUGUGAGUUAGUGUAAAUUGCUAUAUAUAUUAAAUAUUUACAGAUAUCUAUAUUUGUAUACUUCGAGAUUAUUUCAUAUACAUUUGAUGUGGUGAUGAGAAAUAUGUUUAUGUGUGUUUUACAUAUUAAAGUACUUUUUAUCUAAUUUAUUAUAAAUAUACUUGAUAAUAUUUGGUAUCAUAUGGCAAAUUUGCCGUCCUUAAUGUUGAUAUCUUGCCAAAUUCGGUAAUAAGACUUUUAAGCAAAAUAUUUUGCGACACUUUAUAAAUGUACCGAACACGACCACCAUGUCUGAAACAUUGGAUGUAAAAAUAAAAUAAAAUUGUAACAAAUUAAAUAUUCUUAAAAAGAGACAUGGCAAUGAUACCAUACAUUGACCUCUACCCCUUUCUCCCAAACUUAUUGAUGGGGCGUCCUUGACGAUGGCAAUAGGUAGAUCCAUUUAUAAUGACGAGAUAAUUUCACAUUUUACGAUGUAUAUAGUCCUGAGAGUCUGGCAGGAUAUCAGCCUUCUGCUUCAUCGGCGACACCAUCCAUGUACCUUUGCUAUAAAUUCACACAUUUUAGCGAGCUUAAAGCACAACAGACGAAUGAAUCGAUGAAUUGUAGCAUAUACAAUGUCUGCACAUAGCGGAAUCGUAUUUAAUCUAAAGGCUUCAGACACUAUAAUCGUUUGAAUAAUAUCAUACGUUAAACCUAAAAAUAACGUAGUCUUAUGAAUGAAAUGUAGCCCAGUGAAAUGAAUCAUAUUGUACAAUGACCAUUUCACUAAUUCGACGAAAAUUAAGUCUGGAUCUUUCACAUUCCGUUUUAAAAGCUUUGUCAGAUAUUGUUUUCAUUUAUGUCAUAUUUGUUACAAACAUGUCUUAAUUGUUUUUAUAUCAGUAACUUUUAUGAACAUUCCAGGUAGAUUCAGUCCAUUCCUGAACAUCAUUGAUAUUUUUUUGACGUCAGGUGUGUGUUAUUUACACGCACAUAAGUUUCUAAACCUUGAAUCGCUUGUGUAUAACAAUUGAAAACAGCAGUAUCACACAGAGACUCGGAGCGAUUAUGAGACAUCGUCAGCUUUUCUCACCUUGGUAUUGAAUGACAUCUGCGAAACAUAUGUUGGCGUGGUUUCAAUAGACAAAUUCUGGCAUUCAGUUGAAUCCAUAUGAUUAAAUUGGUUUGAUAAUUUACAUACGGUAUAUACUGUUAUUACAAAGCAUAUUUACACUGUGUCAAUAAAUCAAUCAAUAAUAAAUAAUGAAAGGAGAAUUUAAGAUAUGUUCUUUGAAAAAAGCCAAUGCCAUCGAGAAGGGAAAAAACAAAACAAAACUUGAAGUUAAACUGAUAUUCUGUGCUCCAAGUUGUAUGGAAACCUGACACAUAUAUUUGCUUGCUAAAGCUGAAAUAAUUUGAUAUUGUUAUUUCCACACGUCGGUCUUGCAAUCCUUCCGAGUCUUUGUACGUUGUCUAACUUUGUAUCCGCAUGACUAGUGUAGAAAAUUCAUGUUUGUAAUUUCACACGGAUUUCUAAUGAAAAUUAUUUGUUUCAUCAAUGUGCAUGUGUGUUUUGGAUUUCAAAUAAAAGGAAAAUUAAA